Phodopus roborovskii (desert hamster) is the source of this 2479-nucleotide messenger RNA. It is a transcript of the gene Dnm1l, whose product is annotated as dynamin 1 like. The transcript has 21 exons. Bases 155 to 2404 code for a protein of 749 amino acids. The record is from RefSeq and is a predicted model, not a curated record. Gene Ontology annotation, biological process: mitochondrial fragmentation involved in apoptotic process; mitochondrial fission. Gene Ontology annotation, cellular component: mitochondrion; microtubule; cytoplasm. NCBI's taxonomy places the organism in Eukaryota, Metazoa, Chordata, Mammalia, Rodentia, Cricetidae. Gene Ontology annotation, molecular function: GTP binding; microtubule binding; GTPase activity.
GCAUGCCGGGAGCUGGCUGGGAGGUGGCUGCCCGGCCCAAUGGGUGCGGGCUCCCGAGGAGAGGGAGGAGGAGAAGAGGAAGCAAGCGGGCUGUGGGCCGCGUCCCCAUUCAUUGCAGUGGCCUGCUGGGUGGAGGUCCCGUGUUUUCGGAGUCAUGGAGGCGCUAAUCCCGGUCAUCAAUAAACUGCAGGACGUCUUCAACACGGUGGGCGCCGACAUCAUACAGCUGCCCCAGAUCGUCGUGGUGGGUACGCAGAGCAGUGGGAAGAGUUCAGUACUGGAAAGCCUUGUGGGGAGGGACCUUCUUCCCAGAGGGACUGGUGUGGUCACCCGAAGACCUCUUAUUCUGCAGCUGGUCCACGUUUCUCCAGAAGAUAAAAGAAAGACAACUGGAGAGGAAAAUGACCCUGCUACAUGGAAAAACUCAAGACACCUUUCUAAAGGAGUUGAAGCAGAAGAAUGGGGUAAAUUUCUUCACACCAAAAACAAGCUUUACACAGAUUUUGAUGAAAUUCGGCAAGAAAUUGAAAAUGAAACUGAAAGAAUUUCAGGAAAUAAUAAGGGAGUAAGCCCUGAGCCAAUCCAUCUUAAGGUUUUCUCACCCAACGUUGUCAAUCUGACACUUGUGGAUUUACCAGGAAUGACCAAGGUACCUGUAGGUGAUCAGCCAAAGGAUAUUGAGCUUCAAAUCAGAGAGCUUAUUCUUCGGUUCAUCAGUAAUCCCAAUUCCAUUAUCCUCGCUGUCACUGCUGCAAAUACAGAUAUGGCAACAUCAGAGGCACUCAAGAUUUCCAGGGAGGUAGAUCCAGAUGGGCGCAGAACUUUAGCUGUAAUCACCAAACUUGAUCUCAUGGAUGCGGGUACUGAUGCCAUGGAUGUAUUGAUGGGAAGGGUUAUUCCAGUCAAGCUUGGAAUAAUUGGAGUAGUUAACAGGAGCCAGCUAGAUAUUAACAAUAAGAAGAGUGUAACUGAUUCUAUCCGUGAUGAGUAUGCUUUUCUUCAAAAGAAAUACCCCUCUCUGGCCAACAGAAAUGGAACGAAGUAUCUUGCUAGGACCCUAAAUAGAUUACUUAUGCAUCAUAUCAGAGAUUGUUUACCAGAGCUGAAAACAAGGAUAAAUGUCUUAGCUGCUCAAUAUCAGUCUCUUCUAAAUAGCUAUGGUGAACCUGUGGAUGAUAAAAGUGCUACUUUACUGCAACUUAUCACCAAAUUUGCCACAGAAUACUGUAACACUAUCGAAGGAACUGCGAAGUACAUUGAAACUUCUGAGCUAUGCGGUGGUGCUAGGAUUUGUUAUAUUUUCCAUGAAACUUUUGGGCGAACCUUAGAAUCUGUUGACCCGCUAGGUGGCCUUAACACUAUUGACAUUUUGACUGCCAUUAGAAAUGCUACUGGUCCCCGCCCCGCUUUAUUUGUGCCUGAGGUUUCAUUUGAGUUAUUGGUCAAACGGCAAAUCAAGCGUCUAGAAGAGCCCAGUCUCCGGUGUGUGGAACUGGUCCAUGAAGAAAUGCAGAGGAUCAUUCAGCAUUGUAGUAAUUACAGUACACAGGAAUUGUUACGGUUCCCUAAACUUCAUGACGCCAUAGUUGAAGUGGUGACGUGUCUUCUUCGUAAAAGGCUGCCUGUUACAAAUGAAAUGGUACAUAACUUAGUGGCAAUUGAGCUAGCUUAUAUCAACACAAAACAUCCCGACUUUGCUGAUGCCUGUGGGCUAAUGAACAAUAAUAUAGAGGAACAAAGAAGAAACAGGCUAGCAAGAGAACUACCUUCAGCUGUAUCACGAGACAAGUCUUCUAAAGUUCCAAGUGCUUUGGCACCUGCCUCCCAGGAGCCCUCCCCUGCUGCUUCUGCUGAGGCCGAUGGCAAGUUAAUUCAGGACAGCAGAAGAGAAACUAAAAAUGUUGUAUCUGCAGGUGGUGGGAUUGGAGAUGGUAGUCAGGAACCAGCAACAGGCAACUGGAGAGGAAUGCUGAAAACUUCAAAAGCUGAAGAAUUACUUGCUGAAGAGAAAUCAAAGCCAAUCCCAAUUAUGCCAGCAAGUCCACAAAAAGGCCAUGCUGUCAAUUUGCUGGAUGUGCCAGUUCCAGUUGCACGAAAACUGUCUGCUCGUGAACAGCGAGAUUGUGAGGUUAUUGAAAGACUCAUCAAAUCCUAUUUUCUAAUUGUCAGAAAGAAUAUUCAAGACAGCGUCCCAAAGGCAGUAAUGCAUUUUUUGGUUAAUCAUGUGAAAGAUACUCUUCAGAGUGAAUUAGUAGGACAGCUGUAUAAGUCUUCCUUACUAGAUGACCUCCUCACUGAAUCUGAGGACAUGGCACAGCGCAGAAAAGAAGCAGCUGACAUGCUAAAGGCAUUACAAGGAGCCAGUCAAAUUAUUGCUGAAAUCCGAGAGACUCAUCUGUGGUGAACAGAACUGUUGAACACCCAGGCUUUUGACUUGAACCUGUAGUACUGCCUACCUGAGUAGAUGUUUAUUUAUGAA